UUGAAUCCCCUAAGCCAGUUGCCUCUCAUUUGGGAGAUAAAUAAUCCAGUUAAGCGUUUCUUAGAUUACAGGAAGGAUAAAUUACAAUUCGAAAAUUCAAACAUCAUUCAUCAUGAAAUUCCUAACAUUCCUUCUGUUGUGUGUACCACCUGCAUUGACUCUGCCCAAAGGGUCCCGAAUUGUAGGGGGUAGCCAGGCCCGAGUUGGUCAAUUUCCCUUUGUGGCGGCAAUUUACGUUACCAAAUCUGGAGGUACUUACUUCUGUGGAGGUGUUUUACUCAGUAAUCAGUGGGUUCUGACCGCUGGGCAAUGUGUGGAUGGGGCUACUUCCUUUAGAAUCCAACUGGGGUCAAAUAUUCUAGAAGGGACAGAUCCUAAUCGUGUUACUCUAGCCACAGCUAGUUUCAGCCUUCAUCCCAGUUAUAAUCCUGAAAAUUUAGAAAACGACAUUGGAUUGAUUAAACUGCGGCUUCCAAUUGAGUUUAAUCAAUAUAUUAGUGCUAUUACAUUGCCUAGUAGUUUCACUCCUGAUUAUAUUUCCGUCACUGCUGUUGGAUGGGGACAAGUCGAUGAUUUUAGUACCGGACUUUCUAAUAAUCUUGAUUCUGUGACUCUUACAACAAUUUCUCAUGAUGAAUGUCAAUUAACUUACGGUCCGCAGAUUACAAAUGAUAUGCUCUGUGCUGCUGGAAACUACAAUGAGGGUAUUUGUAACGGUGACAUGGGUGGGGCUUUAAUUCAAACUGUUGGUGGUACUGCUGUGCAUGUAGGAAUUGCAAGUUUUAGAAGCCAUAAUGGGUGCGAAACUACUGAUCCUUCAGGUUUCACAAGGACGAUUGCGUACAGAGAGUGGAUAAGAAAUGUAACUCAAUUGUAAUUUAAUAAACAUCAAUUUAUUUGGAUUACAAAUUAAAUACUGCCCACAAACGUUUUAUUUCC
Tribolium madens (black flour beetle) is the source of this 939-nucleotide messenger RNA. RefSeq names its product brachyurin-like. Gene Ontology annotation, biological process: proteolysis. Lineage: Eukaryota; Metazoa; Arthropoda; Insecta; Coleoptera; Tenebrionidae. Gene Ontology annotation, molecular function: serine-type endopeptidase activity. Bases 113 to 877 code for a protein of 254 amino acids. The record is from RefSeq and is a predicted model, not a curated record. The transcript has 6 exons.